AUCGUAAAUCCCGGUCAACGUUCAACCCCCAAUCCCUCCAUCUGCUAGCUUCGUUUGAUCUUAGAUGAGGUUAAACCUUCCAAUAUCUUUCAGUUGCUGCGUAAUCUUAUCUAUAAUAAUAAUAAUUUCCUUCUCUUUGGAGUCUCCUCUGGUUUUUGAAGAGAUGUGGGCACUUCGCUCAAAAUUCGAUUUUUUGUUCUUUUAUGUUUUUUUUGUGAUCUGGCCCUGGGCGUAGUGGUGGGGUAGUUGCAGAAGAUUUAAUAUGGGUGAGAUGAGGAUCAUCAAUUAGAGGAAGAUCCCACACUGGGUGUGGGCUGUGGAGAAACGGGUGCUCAAUCAAUUCGCUCUGGUCAAUAAAUAUAAAGUUGUAAAGUUGGAGUAAAGGUGGAGAAGCAGAAAGAGAAAUGAAGGGCCAGGACAGGGGUGCCCAGCAUUUCCCCGUGUACAAGUCGGUCUCCCUUCGCUUUUCAUGCCGUGUUCUUCUUCUUCUUCUUCUUCAGCUACCAACCAAGCCCAUGGUUAAUGAAUGCACUGCGCUCGGAACCAACGUCUGGAUGUGGUAAUUAAUAGGAGGGAGAGCGCCGCGCGCACACGGAGACACGGACUCAGACACGUAAUAGUCACACACACACACACACACACCCCCUUCCCCUGCUGCCUUUCUCGUGCAGUAAAUCAGCCCCUUUUGGUCUUUGACGUCUAGCUGUUGUUGGUAUCGGCGCUGUCCGAUCUCGCAACGUUUUCUGUUUGGCCUCUCCUCUUCUUUCUUCCCUCUUCAGUCUUCUUCACUCCCCCACCUUCCCCUCCGCUCCGCUCCCCUCGGAUCAUCGCCUCCAAACCCGAAAUAUAAACCAGCUCCCUUUUCUCUUCUGCUUUGCCGUUUCUGUCCACUCGCUGAUUCCUUAAUUUGCUCGCUCCAUUUCUUCCGGCUCGUCGAUUCCUUUAAUUUAUUUGCUCCAGCACUCCUCCUAGCCGAGGAGGAGGGAGGAGGAGGAGGAGGAGGAAGAGGAAGAAGAAAAGCAGCAUUUCAUUUUUGGCGGGUGGGUUCUGGGCGGCCGAUGCCGCAUUGGUGUCUUCAUGGGGAACUGCCUCACCUCCGGUACCAGCAGCACCAGCAAUGAUAGCAGGGAAGGGCGGAGCAAUGGAGGGCCGCCGCGAUCUAAGAAGAAGAAGAAGAUCCCGAGGGAGGAGCACCUCCAUCUGGUGCCGGGAAGGAUGUUCUCCAACGAGGGCCGGAGCCGCAUCUCCUCCAUCCACACCCAGCAGGGCCGCAAGGGCAUCAAUCAGGACGCCAUGAUCCUCUGGGAAGGUUUCGGGGGCGACGGCGGCGUCCUCUGCGGCGUGUUCGACGGCCACGGCCCGCACGGGCACCUGGUGGCGCGCAAGGUGAGGGACGCGCUCCCUCUCAAGCUGCUCUCCGCGCUCCCCAAGCACGGCCGCGCCCAGCUGUCGGUGACGGCGUGGAGAAGGGCUUUCCUCAAGGCCUACAAGGCCAUGGACAAGGACCUCCGCUCCCACCCCGCCCUCGAUUGCUUCUGCAGCGGCAGCACCGCCGUCACCAUCCUCAAGCUGGGCUCCAUUCUCUAUAUGGGCCACGUUGGCGAUUCCCGCGCGGUUCUGGGUUCCAAGGACGACGGCACCGGUGACAUGUUGGCAGUGCAAUUGACCGUCGAUCUCAAGCCUGAUCUGCCCAGAGAGGCAGAGCGGAUCAAACGGUGUAGGGGAAGGGUGUUUGCGCUGCAGGAUGAGCCAGAGGUGCCGAGGGUAUGGCUGCCGUUCGAUGACGCUCCGGGCCUGGCUAUGGCUCGAGCAUUUGGGGACUUCUGCUUGAAGGAUUACGGUGUGAUCUCCGUGCCAGAGUUCUUCCACUGGACCCUUACUGACCAGGAUCAGUUUGUCAUUCUCGCUUCCGACGGCGUCUGGGAUGUUCUCAGCAAUAAAGAAGCUGUGGAUAUUGUGUCCUCGUCUCCGACUCGGUCUGCCGCUGCAAAGCUGUUGGUGGAAGCUGCUGCUCGCGAAUGGAAGUUGAAAUAUCCCACCUCAAAAAUGGAUGACUGUGCUGUUGUUUGCUUGUUUUUGGAUGGAAAAGCGGAUCCUGAAACUGAUUCUGCUGAGAUCAAUUCGUUUACCAUGGACAACUGCAGCCAUGGAAGUCCAGCAACCGAAUCUAUCGAAGGACACAACCAAGAGCCCACAUUGAACCGAAAUUUCACAGUGAGAUCAGGUGAAAACUCUAGAAUGCAAGUAUUGGUAGAAGAGGGUGGAACAGAUGGAGUAGCUGAGGACCAAAACUGGUCAGGCCUCGAAGGAGUGACGCGGGUGAACUCGCUAGUUCAGCUUCCUAGAUUUUCGGAGGAGAGGGUGGCUGCCUGAUUCUAUAUUAUUUUUUUUUCUUUUCUUUUCUUUCUUUUCUUUUUUUUUUUUUGCCUGUGGCAAGUCCCAGUAGCUGUUUUUGAUCUUUUUUCUUGCUGUGUUGCUACCUGUUAGUUUGCUUAAUUUGGCAGGUGAUUUGUAAAUUUUCCACCAACAUCACUUAGCUGUGGAGAGUUUUUGUCUGAAACUGAACUCUGUCCAACUCUGUUCGUGAAAUACAUUGAACCUAUUGGAAGGCUGUGAGAACUAAGAAA
Messenger RNA from Ananas comosus (pineapple), 2627 nucleotides. Its product is annotated as probable protein phosphatase 2C 64. Lineage: Eukaryota; Viridiplantae; Streptophyta; Magnoliopsida; Poales; Bromeliaceae. Gene Ontology annotation, molecular function: protein serine/threonine phosphatase activity. The transcript has 5 exons. Bases 1078 to 2373 code for a protein of 431 amino acids. Gene Ontology annotation, biological process: protein dephosphorylation. The record is from RefSeq and is a predicted model, not a curated record.